AUAAGGGAAAUCGGUCAAGGUCUUCUAACAAGACUGCUCACUCGGAAGGUGUGGACAACAGCAGUUCUAGGAAGGCGUCAACAACAGUGGCUACAAGUUAACAAAAUGGCAUUGUAUGGAAUUGAUGCAAACUAUGACCUGUUGUGUGCUGCCAGGUAUGGAGAACUUCAAGACGUUAAAGCGGCUUUGAAAGCUGACAGCACACAAGCAAGGUGUGGACAACAGCAGCUCUAGCUGUACGAAGGCGUAAACAUGUCUGCAACUGAUGCAAACUAUAAUGCAAACUAUGAACUUUUGUAUGCUGCCACGUUUGGAUCACUUCUAGGCAUUGAAGCGGCUUUGAAAGCUGGUGCAGACAUCGACUUCGAACAUGUGGACUGCAAUGUCUCCAGCACUGGCACGGCGUUGUACAAUGCUUCCAUGAAGGGACACAUCGACGUGAUCAAAUUACUGCUCCACAAGGGGGCGUCUUUGGUGAAGAGAAACAAGCUUUCAUAUGCUCCCCUUCUCAUAGCAGCGCACGAAGGGCAGACAGAGGCAGUGGACUUGCUGGUGCAGCAUGGUGCAACGUUAGACAUAAAGGACUGCUUCCAGCACACUCCGCUCAUGACUGCAUACAUCUUCAAUCAUGUCGACACAGUUAAGAGACUGAUUGAACUUGGGGCAAGGCCUGAUUUAGAAGUCGAUUAUAUGUCUCACAUAGCCAAGAGAUUGGCAGACCGUGGCAAUUGUUUGAAGCUGGUAGAAGAGGCGAGGUUGACCAAACUGUUGAGAUGCUGCAACCCCAGGUGUGGAAAACCAGGCUACAGGAAAACCCUGAAGCUGUGUGGCCGGUGCAAGCUGACCCGCUACUGAAGCCGUGACUGUCAGAUACAACACUGGUCUGUCGGACACAAGAAGUGCUGUGGACAUGACGUGUACACAGACGAAGGACCAGAUCCCUAUGUCAGAAUGCAAUCACAUCCUAGCACAUGUGGAUGUAAACAAGGCAUUUAUAAAUUCCCAAUACCGACAUGAAACGUUUUUAUCCUACACGAAGAACUGUCAAGCACACAUGCGGCAACAGCCAUAUCAAAUCUAGUGAAAAUGUAAUAAGUGACAAUUUGGUACAUCUGAAUUUCUUACUGUGGAUAAGUUACUUGUGUUUUGUAUGUAUAUGUGCCACCUCUUAAUUUGUUAGUUUGUUUUUUUGACACACGCAUUCUGUUAAAAGGUUGGCUUUCACCAAUACCCCGUUGGAUUUUUAAACUCAUCGAAGGGAAUUACAAACAAGUUAAAUGUGGAGUCAGAAUGUAACAGAUACGAAAUGUGACCGAUGCAAAAGUUUCUAUUUGUUCAAUGAGAAUUAGACCGUCGUAAUAGAAUUAUCACGGAUACGUUCAUAUUCCACACAAUCGUUGAUAAAAGUAACAUUCUACUGAACGAUGUGUUAAGCGUUGUGAUAUGAAUGUAAAGAGGUAAGGAAGUGCUAAUCUCUGUUGUCAUUCUUUGUAAAUAAACACUACAAAAUGAAAAGUUAACAAGUCUCAAGUUAACUAUACUACUUCCUCCCCUUCCCGACGUGAACAAAAUUGUAGAUAUUUUAUGUUUUGUUGGACGUUUAUGUUAUUUCCCAGUUAGCUG
Molecule: messenger RNA, 1623 nt
Organism: Branchiostoma floridae (Florida lancelet)
Lineage: Eukaryota; Metazoa; Chordata; Leptocardii; Amphioxiformes; Branchiostomatidae
Product: poly [ADP-ribose] polymerase tankyrase-2-like
Exons: 6
Coding region: 253-855 (200 amino acids)
Molecular function (GO): protein binding
Source: RefSeq, a predicted model, not a curated record